GGAGGGAGGCGCCAUUGCUCCCCUGGUCUGACUCCCUCUACCCUGGGGUCUCUCCUGCAGAUCAUCUUCAUGGUAGGCCGCGGUUACCUGACCCCUGACCUCAGUAAGAUUUACCGGAGCUGUCCCAAGGCCAUGAAGCAACUGCUGGCCGACUGUAUAAAGGUCAAACGGGAGGAGCGGCCCAUGUUCUUCCAGAUCCUGGCCUCCAUUGAGAUGCUGCAGCGCGCGCUGCCGAAGAUCGAACGCAGUGCCUCGGAGCCCUCCCUGCACCGGGCGGUCCACGCCAAUGACGUCAAUCCCUUCAUCCUGACCACUUCCCGCCUCGUUCCCUCCUGAGACACCACGCCAUCCCGGGGACAGUCCCACUCCUCUUCCCACCUCCCCUCCCCUCCCCUCCCAAAGAUCCCGGCGACAGGCUCAGGGAAGUGGUCACCUUGAAGGGGAGGAGGGAACGCUCCCUUCCCACAAUCCCUCACGCCGAGGGAAUACCAAACCCAGAUCACGCACGGAUUCGGGCAGCAGUCGACAGACUCUGCUUUCCCAGGAAACCGAGGAGGGUGAAGGGGGGGAUCGGGAGAGAGCUCCCCGGAUUGAACUGUCUGCCUCGGAUCGCGAUGUUGCCUCACACCUGGAUUUCGCGGAGAGGGAGACGGUGCGGGCGGGAGGGAAGGAAGCGAGGGACACAUUCCAGAGACUCUUC
Messenger RNA from Chiloscyllium plagiosum (whitespotted bambooshark), 700 nucleotides. NCBI's taxonomy places the organism in Eukaryota, Metazoa, Chordata, Chondrichthyes, Orectolobiformes, Hemiscylliidae. The record is from RefSeq and is a predicted model, not a curated record.